Messenger RNA from Melanaphis sacchari, 821 nucleotides. RefSeq names its product ninjurin-1-like. The transcript has 2 exons. Gene Ontology annotation, cellular component: membrane. NCBI's taxonomy places the organism in Eukaryota, Metazoa, Arthropoda, Insecta, Hemiptera, Aphididae. The coding region runs from base 155 to 634 and encodes 159 amino acids. The record is from RefSeq and is a predicted model, not a curated record. Gene Ontology annotation, biological process: cell adhesion; tissue regeneration.
CCAUAAUAAAUUAGCAACAACAACAACAACAACAACAAUAAUGCAGUGAAGUUAUGUCGUUUACAAUGUUAUAAUAACAUACGAAUAAAUGAUACUCAUCACAUUAUCGCGAAUAGAGUGUAGACACUAGACGCAAUAAACCAGAUUUCGCAUAAUGACGGACGUGAAUACUGCGACAGACACCAGCACCCUGGAGAUAGACGACGGCGGCAACGGCGAAAAUAGCAAACGUUCCGCCGCUCGUUUGUUGUCCAGGUCACUGAGCAAGAUCAGCAACGCAACGUACGACACAAAGAAGAACAUGGCACAGCGCAUGAUGGACAUCGCGCUGCUCACAGCCAACGCUAAUCAGCUCCGGUACAUAUUGGAGUUCCGUGGGAAAAAUUCUACAAAUUUCGUUCUACUGUUGGUGCUGAUCGCGUGCAGUCUCAUAUUACAAGUGUUUGUUGGAACUGUUCUCAUAUUCAAAGGUCGCAUGACCUGCAUCAGUAGCAGCACGUCCAUAGACAAGAGUUCGUCUAACGAGGUUACAAAGAUGGAUAACAUCAAAUUAAACAACUACGUAGUCCUCGGAGUAUUUCUUAUAACUGUCAUCAACAUAUUCAUCGCAGCGUUUACAGGAGCACCGAAUUAACAUUAUACUUAACAGAUUAACACAAUAUGGUAGCACACUGCAUACCACCAACAAAAUUUUAUCUAUACUGCAGCACAGCAGUAGGUAGUAUCCGAUCCGUAAUUUUCAUAAUUAUAAAAAUUUGUUGAAUAAUUAUUAGAUAAGAGACAUCCACAUUGUAUGGCACAACUUACCAACAAAUAUGUAA